Messenger RNA from Prorocentrum cordatum, 843 nucleotides. NCBI's taxonomy places the organism in Eukaryota, Dinophyceae, Prorocentrales, Prorocentraceae. The record is from the annotation of a GenBank genome assembly.
AUGCUGCGUUCAGCCGCAGUGCUGCUUCGGCUUGUGAUUGUAUGCAGCGGUGAUGCCAUGACCGAGCGCUUCGUCGUUCCUGUCGUCUACCCCGACGACGUGGUGGGUGGCCAUUGCGUCCAGCUCAUUGAUUUGGGCAACGGCGCGUGGGUAGGGAACCGAUCAUUCUGCACAGGAGAGCUAAGCGAUGUCGACCAAUUUGUCGGGCCUUUAUCGUGCACGUUCGAUGGCCGUGACACCAUGGUUGUGAUGGACAAGACCAACACCUGGUAUGCCAUCAACCUGACAUCCAUGUCGUUGGCAGCGACACGCCAGCCCGACGGCCACGAUUGGGUCUUCCUUACUCUGUCCGAUCACGGCACCAUGCUCGGCGUGUUCCACGACCAGGAGGACCAGCACUACGCGGCCUCGGUCGGAGCCGUCUGGGACUCGGAGGCGCUCCCGGUCGUCUGGCAGAGCGUCUGGGGCCAGGAGCGGCACGCCCUGGACUACGGCAUCGCGACCUCCACGAGCAGCGACGCGCUGCUCGUGCCGACGCAGAGCGGAGGAGGGAAGUGCGGGUCGCUCUACACGCUCCGGCUGCACAGCGAGCCGGACCACCUGGAGCUGGGCUCGGAAGACUGCGUCAUUCCUCUGCUGCGGUACAGCUCCAGCGGUUCGCUUCUGGCGCUCUCGCUGCAGGACGGCAGUGUGUGCGAGCAUUGCCCUCCCCGCCUCAGUAUUGUCGAGAAGUCAGCCGGGCACGGUGACGGAUUCACUGCGCCAUCUGUGCAAUAUCAACGAUGCAGACGGAUGGUGGUUGAGUGGGCAGCGCGGCAAUCAUGGGGCGAUUGGGCGGGUUGA